AUGGAAUUCGACAAUCUGACCGACCAAAGUAUUGUCUUCAGAAAACUCAAAGCAAUAUCUGAGAACAAGUGCGAAGAAUCCGACAUGGGCAUCGAUCACUUACGGGAUUUUUCUCUGCAUCGAUUGUUCAUCUGCCCAUCGAAAUCUCAGGUGUUCAUAUCAGCUUCGUCAGCUUCGUCCGAUAUAUACGAUUAUGCUCAUAAAUCUGACAUUAUUAUAUCCAUCGACCAGAUAGCAUUUUCAAACGGGUCAACGAGUUUAGACUCAUGGAGGCCUGAGCAGCUCAUGGCUAUGAUGUUCGGUGGCAACAACCGCGCUCAGGUGUUCUUCAAGCAACAUGGAUGGAUUGAUGGUAGUAACUACUACAUCUUUGAGGCUAAGUACACUUCAAGAGCUGCUUAUUUGUAUAGGCAGGUUCUUGCUAAUGAAGUUGCUAAAGCCAUGGCAGAAGAAACUACUACCGGUCUACCGUCGUCUCCUCUUGCUACUUCUGAGCCGUUUGAAGAAUCAGAUGACGCAAGGAAGUUGUUCCCAAACGCAAAGUCCAUAUCCUCUGCUCAGUUUCCAGGGUCUUGUGAUCUUGAAUCGAAAGACAAGUCCUUGGUGCAGAAGCUUGGAACUUUGGCCUCUGCUAUCUUUGGCGGUCAUCGACAAUGUUCGUCCACCACCAAGGAGUCAAGCGAACGCCUUGCUAUUUAUGCCCUCCGUAGGGAGGUGACAGACUUAAUGCAGAGAUUUCGAAGCCAAGAUGCUGAUGCCCUCCCUUUUACCACCUGUUCGGAUUGGAUCGCCCAAGUUCUGGACAGAAGGGCACGCGCCAUUGUAGGGGUUAAGAGGGACCCACACCUACAAACCAUGCUUGAGAUCCUUUGCAGGGAUCUGAUAGACUUAUCGGACGAAACAAAGAUUGGAUUGAUGGAACAUCAUUACCAGGCACAACGACAUAACAUGCAGCGAGGAAACAUUCCGACGUUUCAAGACUCUGAAACCAUGGCAAAGUAG
Molecule: messenger RNA, 1002 nt
Organism: Arabis nemorensis
Lineage: Eukaryota; Viridiplantae; Streptophyta; Magnoliopsida; Brassicales; Brassicaceae
Source: the annotation of a GenBank genome assembly